Microstroma glucosiphilum is the source of this 249-nucleotide messenger RNA. RefSeq lists its product as hypothetical. Bases 1 to 249 code for a protein of 82 amino acids. The record is from RefSeq and is a predicted model, not a curated record. The transcript has 3 exons. NCBI's taxonomy places the organism in Eukaryota, Fungi, Basidiomycota, Exobasidiomycetes, Microstromatales, Microstromataceae.
AUGCGCUUCUCCGUCCUUGCUACCUUGCUCGUAGCUAUGCCCCUCUUGGCUAGCGCAGCCCCACCCGGCAUUGUGGCUCCUUCUGAGCUCCUCGCUGCUCGACAAGGCUCGGGCAACGAUGGGUGCUACACAUGGUCAUACUGCGACUACCAGAACGACUGCUUCAACCUCUGCAAGUGCAACAAGCCAGCGGGAGCCCCUUGCACCAACCCUCACCCAACAGACCCGACGAUUCCUCACUAUCCUUAA